AUGCUAAAGGUAAUCUUUACUUAUGGAUUUCUUAUAAAUCUUGUAGCUUCUUUAGCAGAAACUGACUUACCAGAUAAUAUGAAUGCAAUUCUCAUCAAAUGCCCUAAAAAUAAUUUAAAUCUAACUUGCGAAACCCACUUAAUUGUUAAUAUCCAUAUGAACCCAAGCUUUGACUUGGAGAAAUCGGAAAAGUUUUGGGUGGUCGAUAAAGUUUUCGAUCCAUCUAAAGGAACAACAUCAAAGAUAAUAUCUCCUUAUUUACUAGUGGUCGGCAGGGGCGAACCGGUUGUGAUGUAUCCUCUGCAGUUUUUUAAAACAAUUAAUCAAAAUAAAAUCAGCAAGAAGCCCUUAGAAAAAGAGGAUAGUACUUCGGAUAUUGGAGUCUCUGCAUCUUGUGCUAAUAAUGAGCAAAAUCUUGAAACAAAUAUGAAAGGAGUUGAGCUGGAGAUGAAUUCAUCAAGAUUAAAGAGAAAUCAGCUUUCAGCUUUUCCCCAAAGAAAAUCGUUUCUAUCAAACUUAUUCGGUAAGGAAAGGCUAGAAAUGCCCCGCCAAAUUUGGAAUAUGAAUACGAAAAAUAAAGAUAAUCCAAAUGAUAUAUCAAGCCUAGGACUUGUUCAAGUUAUGGAUACGGCUUCUACAAAAAAUCCCCUAGAAAUUCCUGGGGAUAUCUUUCAGUUACAAAAAGAUUAUCAGUUACUAAAGUCGAUUCCAGAUUUUAAUCAAAAACCGAAAUUCGAAGAUCGCUCAAAACAUAAUGGAAUUGAAAGCAAGCCAAGGUUCGACAUUAAGAAUAUUAACACUCAAGACAAUAGUGAUAUACGAUAUUUUAGUGAGGACUUGAAGCAUCAUGAUCAUCAUUAUACUGAGGGGAACCUUAAAAGACAGCAUCACAAUUUCAAGACCCCUGAAGAAGAGUCUGCCCUGGAUUUAAAAAAACAUGAUCCACAAAAUAAUGAAGCCAAACCUGAGAAAGAGUAUACAAAUAACAAAACUCCUGAAGAUGAAUCAGAACCGGAUUUAAAUAACCAAAAUCCGGAACAUAUUGAAAGGCAUUAUGAGAAAGGCACCAUGAGAAAGGGUACACAAAUUUCAAAACUCAUCAGGAUGAAUCUAUGCCAGAAUAUAUUAAAGAGCAUCAUGAGAAAGGGUAUACAAAUUUCAAAACUCCUGAGGAUGAAUCUGGCCCAGAACAUAUUGAAGGGCACCUUGGGAAAGGGUAUACAAAAUGCAAAACACCUGAGGAUGAAUCUUUGCCAGAACAUAUUGAACAGCACCAUGAGAAAGGGUAUACAAAUUUCAAAACUCCUCAGGAUGAAUCUAUGCCAGAACAUAUUGAAGAGCACCAUGAAAAAACUCCUGAGGAUGAAUCUGGACCAAAACAUAUUGAAGGGCACCAUGAGAAAGGGUAUCCAAAUUUCAAAAGACCUGAGGAUGAAUCUAUUUGAUCGAUUCAGAGAGGAAGCUAGAAGGAAAAAAAUUCAAAAAACAUUUGAAAAUGAUUAUGUGCCACCUGGUAAAACUCAGAUGAAGGCAGAUAAUUUGUCCCAUAAAAAGGAAUCUGAAAGCAAGAAAUUUGAAAAUCCAACUAAAAGUCUAUCUCAUGAAAAUAAUAUUAAGCCCCAUUUUGAUGCUCCUAUGAAAAGUCUAUAUAGCGAAGAGUUUUUAAUGGGUACAAAAUACGAUUACACAAAUUUACCUUCAGAUAAUACAAAGGACUUUUCGUGGACUCAGGGAACUAUUGGUGACGAAACCUUAGAUUUUAUUAUAAACCAACACAUGAACCAAAAACUGCCAAAUUUCGACUCCAACUAUAAGAUCAACCCAUACUCAACUUACCCAAAGAAAGAUUUUGCCAGAUCGGUACCCUCCUUACCAAGAUCUCGAAAAAGGAGUAAGCGAAGUAAAACUCCAGAGGAAGAUAUAGAAAAUAGUGAUGAUUCUCAAUCAGAAUCUCUGGAUCAGAAUGAAGCUAGCGAUUCUGAUUCUAUGAAAUCUAUAGAGGAUAAUGGUGACAUUCCAUGCGAUACUUGUGGGGGUAAAAAUAAAAAGAAAGGAGAGAAGAACCCAUCAAGAUAUUGCAGUGCUGCUGCAGAACCAAAAAGCCAAGAAACUAAAAUGGAGGAUGUUAUUCCCAAACUUAAUGAUGUCGUGCCAUGCGAUACUUGUGGUGGCAAAAAUAAGAAACCUGAUGGAAAACCAAUACCACCAGACAUGCCAUCUGAAAGUAAGCUAAGAAAACCUAAAAACGAAGAGAACAGGCUUCCGGACGAUAUGAUACCAUGUGAAGAUUGCAAGAAGGACAGUAAAUGUAGAGAUGGAAACCUAAAGUCUGCAUCCUGUGGCUGUAUAAGCAAUCCAAGUGUAUGUGAUUGUCAGUCCUCUAAGACAUCAAGAGCCUCGAAUUCUAAUGCAAACGACAAGGGCUAUACAGUUUUUAGUUUAGAAAAUCCUGUUCCAUUUUUAACGACUAAACUGCGUGUUUUUAGAAGACGCCACAAUACUUGGUGGAGAGUCCUUCCAAUAGUUAAUCUCGAUACUGUAUCAGGAAUAUAUGCAAAUAAAGAUCUAUCUGCUGUACUAAUUUCUCAUGUUGAUAUGAUAAGCUUGGAGAAAUCAACAGGUUUUUCAAAUCGAAAACUUGUGGUACCCAAAAUAAUUGAUAGAACGAUUGCUAAGAAAAGACAUCUUAGUGUCUUGAAAGAAUUGCACAAUAGCAUUGGCAAUAGUUUUCUGCUUGAUAUAUCCAGUAAGGAUAAGGACAUAUCCAUUGAGGAUAUUAAGAACUAUAUCAAUUUAAAUAGAGAAAAAGAGAAGAAAAAGGGAGGCUUAACAACAAGAAGUAUCAAAGGAUUGGGAAACUUUCCAGUUUCCAUGAAUGCCUUGGAGAAUUGUCCUCAUAAAGACAAGCACCUUUGCCUAAAUAUUCUGGAAGAAAAAGUUCCAGAAUUCAGUAUAAAAGUCAAGAUUCCCUUUCGGGAAAAUGCUCUUGUCAUGCGAAACAAGCAUUUUGUUAAGAUAUCAAGAAUCAUUACGGAUGCCACCACAAAAGAUGCUCUUCAGAUUUCUAUAGAUGUUAUAAACAAAGGAUUUGAAGCUCAGGAAUUUUCCAUAUAUGUUAGUAAUUGUAAACUUUCGAGUAGUACCCCAACAACAACAAGUGCCCUGAGGUUACUACAACCGGAUAUUAGCCAAACUGUAACCUUAUUAAUGCCUUUAAUAUUAGCAUCGAAAAAGAACAAACAAUUUAAGUGCGAUGUGCUGGUUAAGCCCAGUGAAUCGAAAGGUGAUGAUGAACCACCGAUAUAUAAAGAUGAUCCAAAAGUUGGAGUUAUUGCAAAAAGGACUAUGGCGAUUAAGCCCCAUUCGAGGUGCUUUUGUGUUUGGCGCUGUCGCUGCCAUUGCAUUGGCAAGUUGGAAACUUUCAUUAACUAUAAUGCCUGUGAGAGAAUGGAUGAAAAGUCGGAGAAAGAAGCUGGUCUUAUAUACAAUUGUCCUGGUAUUGAGCAUAACGAUGUGUGUAUUAGGGACAUUGACUGCGAUAGAGUCGAAGAGGUUACUUGCAAUCUUACUUGCCAAAUCAUAACCAUUACAGUACUUCUCUUAAUUUUACUGCUUUUGUUGGGAAUUUUAAAAGCAAUUUUCGGGAUCUGCAUUCAAUGCAUAGGUCGUUGUGGUUUCGAUACUGUGCAACCUGGAAGAACAUAUGAAUGCUCUUCCUGUAUAAGGAUAUUCUUAGUUAACUGCUUUUUCUUCAUCAUAUAUCCCUUUGCCUGUUGGUGUAAGUUCUUCCGACCCAAGACUAAGGACUUGAUGGAAGCUAGCUAUGAUUGGGAUUGUACUUCCCAAACUGAGGCAACUCCUGAAUGUUCCUGUGAUACAAAGGAGUCCCACUCAAGUUGCCGACUUCAUGGUGGCCAGGAUCAGAAUCUUAACAAUAACUUGGUGCUAGCCUUUGCUCCACUCCAUGAAAAUGGCUUGUUUAAAGAUGAGAAAUCCGAUGACGAGGAGAGUCAUUUAUUUAUUUUAGAAGUUUUGGAGGAAAGCAAAAGUUCACUAACUAAAAUGAUGAGUCAAGUUUUGGUUACAGACCAGAAAGUUGAGCAAUGUGAGGAAGGUGGUGCCCAUGAAAUAGCCGCUGAAGAACUAGUGGAAAGUCUUAAGAAUUCACAGGUUGCCUACAGGACAAUGAGUUCUCCAGUUGGCGGAGUAAUUGACAUUCCAGAGAACUGUCAAUAUUGUGUGAAAGGUUUCUUCUUGCAAACCCUGAACUCGACCUAUGAAUUCAUGAGCUAUCAGCCUUUAACACAGUUCGUAGGAAUCUCAGAAGAGAAUGAAGUUAGGAAGCUUCCUCAACCUAAAUAUAUCCACUCGAAUGAGUUCUCUAAGAUAUACAAUGAUAAAAUGGAUGUCUACAAGGCAGCUGAUCUCUCAGUGGUGCCUCCUUUGAAUGUUCCUUGUAUAAACAUCGACCAUGGAAACCAUUUGGAAAACUCUUUUGUCAAACUGGCAAAGCAACAGGAACUGAUAAAAGCUAAUCAACCUUAA
Messenger RNA from Drosophila eugracilis, 4545 nucleotides. RefSeq lists its product as uncharacterized. The coding region runs from base 1 to 4545 and encodes 1514 amino acids. NCBI's taxonomy places the organism in Eukaryota, Metazoa, Arthropoda, Insecta, Diptera, Drosophilidae. The record is from RefSeq and is a predicted model, not a curated record. The transcript has 17 exons.